UACAAAUUUCAUGUAAGUAUAGGUCAACAAAGAUUAAACGUCAAAACAGAAUUCUGUUUCUAGAACUGCUAAAUAUAAAUUUGAUAACAAUUGGUCUUUCCGCCUAUAGGUAUUAAAUCUCCUUUGAAAGUGUUUGAUUGACACCUGUUACCCGCCAUAUAUACCUGGCCAGGUAAACGAUUGGAUAAAUUGUGCUCCUUGAUCAAUUACUUGAUGUUACAUUUUCCUAGUGCUGUUUAAUAUUAACCAUAAUGCCGCCUACUGCUGAAUCUGUGCUACUGCAAAGAAGACCGGUGUCAGGGCAGAAUAGGAUAACCUCACAGUUUCUGCCCCAUGCCCCCCCUUCAGACCGUCCCUCCAGUUCUCAUUACAACCGGUGUCUGAAGAGAGAUACAGUAAAAAUGCGUAUGAAGAUGAGUGAGGACUCAGAAGGAGAACUUGUCAAUGGUUCCGAUUUGGAUGUGAGAUUCCAGUUUUUCUACAAAGAACCCUGUCUCUACAGCCAUCAGACCUACAAUAAUGCCAGCAAAAUUUUCUCGACUCUGAGACAUGAGAGUCUGGAAGAAAGAGAGAACCCAUAUCUCAAAAAGAGGAAUAAGGUUGCUCUAUCAGAGAGGGAGAUACCCCAACUUCACUUCUCAAAUGACCAGGACAAAAGACUGGCCUUUGAACUGGCAUUUUCCACCCUCAAAUAUCAGCUGUUGUUUGAAGAGAUACUGCAGGACUGUGCUUUCUUCUCCUCCUACCCAGAGUUUGUGGAGGACAGUGGCCUUGUGAUGGUGAUGUUGUGUGAUUUUCAAGGUCGAAAAUUUCAACAGAGAACCCCCCUUCCCGGAGAAACAACCCUUCCUGACCUCCUAGAUAUAGAACAGGCCAUUCUGGAAUGUAAGACCCACCUAAAUGCUGCACUGGCCCGACACAGAAUUAAGGCUGAGGCCCCCUCCCUGGACCAUCUCCUCCCAGACACAGUGAGGAGCAAGGAGGAGUUGAGGACCACAAUGCCAGUGUAUGGCUGGGUCAACCACAGGAGAUCAAAUAUGUCUGAGGUGCUAGAUGCCUUAAAAGAUGACCGCUACAGACUUGUCAGUUCUGAUGAGGCCCUGGAGGGGAAGAUGUUCUGUGUGGACUCCCUGUGUCACGAUGUACUGAUGUUCUCACCAGAGUGUGCCAACGACCUGGUCCAGAAUUACCUUGUAACCACUGGAAAGUUAGUCCUACAGGAUAAGUCUAGCAGUAUUGCCCCCCACUCAGUGAAGUACCUGGUUGGGGAGGAUGCAGACAUAAUUCAUGUCAAUGUCGGAUCUGGAAUGACCACUGCUCACAUUGCCAGUCUGUUAGAGGCAGACAACCAUAGCCAUAUAUGGGCAUUCGGUGCUAAAAACCCCACAGAGGUCAGGGGCAAUAUGGAGAAACUUGGGGUUAAAGGUGUUAAAGUAAUGACAGAAAACUUCCUGGAUAUAGAACCUGAUGACAACAGAUUUAAGAAUGCUAAAGUCAUUCUCAUCACCGCUGACUGCAGUAAAUCAGGCAUUGCAAACCCUAUAGACUUUAUUGUCAAUGAGGGGGAAGAUAUGAAAAUUUUGAAGGAUUUGUCUAUUGGAGAUACAGGCCUCAGCAAACUGGGAGAUCUGACAGCAAAACAUACAGAGCUUCUAAAACAUGCCCUAAAAUUUUCAAAGGUACAAGCAGUAGUGUACACCACCCGCUCCGUUCAUGACGUGGAGAAUGAAAAUGUUGUAUCCAAGGCUGUGGAGUAUAUUAAUUUGGUCCAGCAGAGAAAAUACCCAUACAGAGUUGUCCCCCCUGUUAUACCCUUCUCUAGUGAAGCAAUAGACAAUAAAAUAGGAAUUCAUGGGAAGUUUAUUAAAUUUCGCCCAACAGAGAAAACAAGUGGCUGCUUCAUUGCUGUAGUAACCAGAGAGCCUGAAGAUUCUAAGGAAGCAGCCAAAGAUGUUCUUGCCAGAGCUCAAGCUAAAGGACUACUAAGUGGUAAGAAACGAAACAAGACGCAAGUGAUGGAGGGAGGCCAGGAGAAUGGGGAAGCUAGUAACCUUGUUAACGGACACACAAAGUCAGAGAAACUUCUGACAAGGCGCUCCAGGAGAUCAGAACAGAAGCUCCCCCCUCGCAGUGCUGUGUCCGCCCCUCAUGCUACAAGUCCUAUCCAUAAUUACAUUCACUCCCCCCUCCAGGCACGCCGGAGUGUGCCCCGCCCCAGUGGGGUUGCCGUGGGGACACGACUUUAUAAGGAUGCCUCCAAACGAGAGCCCUCAGUAAGGAGAGAUAAGGUGCUUGUUGCAGAGCACCUAAAAAUCGUCAAACAUCCAGCCCCGUUCAGGUGAAUAAUUUUGUGUUGGAUGGUGUUUAAGUUGUUGUCUAACAGAAAUUACAAAAUCACAGUCUGCUUUUAUGUGCAUGAACUUUGCAAUUGUCAUGUUUAAGUUUAUAUGUAAAUGUUAUGUACUUGUCUUGGCCAUAAAAAGGCCUAAAGUUUAUGUAUCAAGUCACUGAAUGAAUUCCUUAUUUCUGUUACAUGGGUAAAUAAAAAACAUGGGGUAUAAAAAUAUUUUUGCAAUAAUUGUGAACUAGUCAGUAUUAUGAUAUUUCUACCUGUUAUAUGGUGCUAUUGGGUACAUUCAGCAGUCACCAGUUUUUAUGUUACUGUCUCACUGUUUUACUUCAAAAUGUGUGUCUUUGAUUAAAGAUUGUGAAGUCUAAUGGUAUUUUUGUUUCACAAAGAUGCACAAUUUAUUUCAUGUGUAAUAACUUAUUUGUGCUAAAUCUGUUUUCACAAUGUUCACUAAUUAAUUUUGUGAUUUUCACAGCAAAAGUAACAAGCAUGGUCAGGUAAUAAAAUAAUAUUGUGCAUGAAAACAAAAGCUGCAUUGUUAAUUAAGCUUUUUAAAAUGGCUUGCAACUGAUAAUGUACCUUUGUAUAAAGAUCUGUCAUAUUUGUAAAAUACAUUGUCUUUGAUUAUGAACUAUGUUAUAUCUUUUUAAUUUUAAAUUCUGGAAGCAUUACAUCAGUGCUGCACUCCUUGCACUUUGAACUGUCUGCUUUCAGUAUUCAUGAAGCUUUCCAUUCUUUGCCUUACAAUACUUGAUUAAUGAUUAUAUUACUGAAUUUUACAAUUUUAUUGAUUUUUUGUCAGUUUGAAAAUUGAAAUGCAUUUUUAAAAUAAUUUUUCCUUUCACAACAGUCGUAAAAAGCACAAGAAGUCUAAGAAGACCAGGUAAGCUUUGUAGCCUACAGGAAGAACCCUGACAUUGCAUGACCCUGAAUGAUCUAGACAUCCAGAACUGUUUGAUAGCAUAAGUAUCCACUUUGUACAUAGGGGGUAGAUAUGCGAGGAAAAGUCCUGCAUUGUAGUGCAUUUGUAUUGCAGCAUGUUAAAAUGAUACAUUAUUACCUGUCCUUUUUACAAAGCCAGUUUUGUGCAUACACUGCAGGAGACCAGCUCUUAAUGCAAGAGCACCUGUCAUCUCAUAAUUAUCAGACACAAUCAGGCAAGACAAACAACUUUAUCAAGGUUUUAAAUUAAUGUUGGUUUAAGGCAUGCUUUUUUCCCUGUCAGGUUCAUUUUUAAUUGACCAGAAUGUUUGGGGCUCUCACUGAGAUUGCAUUGUUCAUGUCCAAACAUUGUUCUUUUAAAAUUCUGUGUGGUGUAUGCUGUCUUUGUGUUGACUGGAAAAUCAUUUUCAGUACCUGGUAUACUUAAUAUGUUAUUGUUCGUGUGCAUCUAUGACUUUGAAUAUUUAAUCUUAGGGUGCCUAGCAAUCAGAUAUGUUUAAACAAUUCCAUUUGUACAAAUUUCGUUCUUCUAGUAAUGUGACCUUAUUAGGGGAUUAAAUCAAUACAUCUUUUUCAUAUUUCCAUUAAUUACUCAAAGGUAUUUAGAAAGUUAUUGAAUCUGUCCAGUCACACAGGAGAAAUCAAUUGUGCAAUGUCAAUGUACAAUGCUGAGAGUGGUAAAGUGCCAUAAAAUGUGUUGCUUUUAUUUUAUGAAUGUAUAAACUGAGAUUAGCCAAUAUUUAUGUAAUGUGCACUGACGUUUUAGCCUUAGACAAUAUUAGUGCAAUUGUUUCCUCCCCUGCCAGGCCUCAGAGAUGCUAAGGUUAUCUUUCAUGUUGUAUAUAGCAUAUUUAUACACAUCUGUGAUAUCUAUGUGAAUAUGUAUUGUUUUUCUGUUAUUGAUAGAAAUAAAUGGUUACGAUAUUACA
This is a messenger RNA of Saccostrea cuccullata (small rock oyster), 4221 nucleotides long. Its product is annotated as putative methyltransferase NSUN7. NCBI's taxonomy places the organism in Eukaryota, Metazoa, Mollusca, Bivalvia, Ostreida, Ostreidae. Bases 252 to 2342 code for a protein of 696 amino acids. Gene Ontology annotation, molecular function: methyltransferase activity. The transcript is spliced from 10 exons. The record is from RefSeq and is a predicted model, not a curated record.